This is a messenger RNA of Arabidopsis thaliana (thale cress), 2224 nucleotides long. RefSeq names its product ankyrin repeat family protein. NCBI's taxonomy places the organism in Eukaryota, Viridiplantae, Streptophyta, Magnoliopsida, Brassicales, Brassicaceae. Gene Ontology annotation, cellular component: endomembrane system. Bases 27 to 1961 code for a protein of 644 amino acids. The transcript is spliced from 4 exons. The record is from RefSeq and is marked reviewed.
UUUUAAUAACAGUCGCCGGGGAAAACAUGGCAAGGUCUUCGCCGGCAAAUAUUCCGGCCACUACUAUAGAUGAUUAUGCUCACAGUCCCGUCCACUACGCCGUCGUUGUAGGAGAUCACGCCGGUUUGACUCGUCUGGUUUCGUCUUUGCCUAAACUAACCGACCCGGAACAAAUCCACACCGAGUCCGACUCAAUGAGCCAAGAGCGAGUCGCGGAGAAAAUCUCCACCGUCAUCGACCGCCGUGACGUUCCCUUUGGAGAGACGCCUCUCCAUUUAGCCGUACGUCUCGGCGACGUUUUCGCGGCAAAGACUAUAUCUUCCGCCGGUGCUGAUAUCACGCUCCAAAACGCCGCCGGGUGGAACUCCUUGCAUGAGGCUUUGUGUCGUCGGAACUCAGAGAUCACGGAGGCAAUUCUCCGGGACCAUCACCGUUCGGCGUGGUGCAAAUGGAGACGGAGACUUCCUCAUCUCAUCGCCGUACUCAGCCGCAUGAGAGAUUUCUACAUGGAGAUAUCAUUUCACUUCGAGAGCUCCGUGAUUCCAUUCGUCGGAAAAAUCGCUCCUUCCGAUACUUACAAGAUAUGGAAACGCGGUGGAGAUUUACGCGCCGAUACUUCAUUAGCCGGAUUCGACGGUUUCAAGAUACGCCGCGCCAAUCAGAGCUUUCUCUUUCUUAGUGAUGGAGAUGAGUUUCUUGAUGUGUCUCCUGGUACGUUGCUUGUGUUAAACAGAGACGAUAAAACGAUCUUGAACGCUUUCGAAAACGCUAAAGAUCCGAUUAGCGAUAGCGAUAUAGCUGGCUUUUGUGGUCAAUCUAGCUUGUACCGUCCGGGGAUGGAUGUUACUAAAGCAAAGCUCGUUGAGAUUACGAAUUGGCGACGGCAAGCGAAGAUUGAAACUGUCGGAGAGUGGAAAGCUAAAGCUUACGAUGUCGAAAACGUUAGUUUUAGUUUUAAAUCAAGAAAAGUCGGAAAAGAGCAGGGUUUGCGUUUGGACGAGACUCGUCGGAGUGUGUCAGAACCGUUACGGCCGCAGAGGCGGGAGCAGAGGAGGAGAUCGGUUUCUUUACCGGAAGCGGCGAUUCUGGUGGCGAAUUCUUCUGUGGGGCGGAUCAAAGAAAAGGAGAUUGUGAAGAGUUUGCGUCCUUCGGUUUGGUUAACGGAUCAGUUUCCUUUGAAAACAGAGGAGUUGCUUCCGUUGCUUGAUAUUUUAGCCAACCAUGUCAAGGCUGUUCGGAGAAUGCGAGAGCUGCUUACCACCAAGUUCCCGGCGGGAACUUUUCCGGUCAAGUUGUCCAUACCGGUGAUCCCAACAGUAAAAGUAGUCAUGACAUUCAGCAAGUUCGUGGCUCUUCCACCGUUGGAUGAAUUCUACACACCGCUCUCAAGUCCAAAACAUCUAUUAGCUGCAAUGGAAGACCAACAUGACGUGCACGAUGAUGAAAAAUUAGAUAGAAGAAUCUCAAGUUCACGUCCAUCGUUUUCAACGCCUUCUUGGUUGAGACUGAACAUCAAUGCCACCGGCAAGAGCUCACGGCGGCGUUUGGUGGAUGAGGAACAAGUGGUGGAUCCAUUCACGAUACCAACAGGGUAUAAGUGGACUAGUAACUCAGAUAAUUCAGUCUACAUUCUCCACAUUUCCACUUAUCUUGCUCAUCCAAAAUCGGUCAUUCUCUCUUUAGUCUUUACCAAGAAGAGCUCCAAGAAUCAGAGGUACAUAAGAUAUUGGGAUCAUUAUAAAAUGGCGAGUGAAGCACCUAGUUGGGCGGAUCAAUGGGGGACCGGAGGAAUUGGGGUGAUGGCUGCGGAGGAGACAACUGACGGCAAAAAAGACGUCACCGGGAAAAAGUCCGGCAAGACCAAAGCAGGGAUUAACAAAGCCAAGAUUGUUGUAUUUAUUGGUGUCAAUUGGAUGAAGAAUCUUGUGCAGAGGAAGAAGAAGGAUUCUACUUCUUCAUAGAUAUAAAACAUGCUAUUGCUUCUUCUAUUUGAAAUGUCACAAUCUUCUAUGCUAUUAUUAUUCUUAAUUCUUUUAAAUGGUAUCUUGGAGUUCCAAUGGUGUGCAUCCCACGAAUGGAUUGAAAUUUUUUCAAUGUUCACAAUAUAAAAAUUGUCUGAUGGAUCCCGUAUAAUAUCCCUAUCCAAAGGAAGCAAAAGAAUAUAAAGUUGUAUACUAUAUUACUGUUACUUAUUGAUUUUUCAGUGUUUUUGGGUACUUGUUUC